Acipenser ruthenus (sterlet) is the source of this 5777-nucleotide messenger RNA. Its product is annotated as transcription factor MafG. Gene Ontology annotation, biological process: regulation of transcription by RNA polymerase II; regulation of epidermal cell differentiation. Gene Ontology annotation, molecular function: RNA polymerase II cis-regulatory region sequence-specific DNA binding; DNA-binding transcription factor activity, RNA polymerase II-specific. The transcript is spliced from 3 exons. NCBI's taxonomy places the organism in Eukaryota, Metazoa, Chordata, Actinopteri, Acipenseriformes, Acipenseridae. The record is from RefSeq and is a predicted model, not a curated record. Gene Ontology annotation, cellular component: nucleus. The coding region runs from base 498 to 1043 and encodes 181 amino acids.
AGCCGCACAUUUAAGGGGGCUGUGUUAUUUUGCUGAGCGUGCACGCCUUCACUUCUCCUCGCCGCUGCCUGUGUAUGUCUGCGCUAUGUGUGUGCGUGUGUAUGCCGAUGUGUGUGAGAGUGCAGGCAGGAGCAGACAUGCUGAUUCAUCAGGCACGGGGUCAUUAGACAUGCAGCACGGGCACUGUCAGUAUUGUGCAGGCACUGCCAGUGUUUUGGGAUAUGCUUAUUCUUCAAAAUAUGGUACGAGGGAAUCCCAAUCUAUGUUGAGAGUAAGGUUAUGUGCGCGUUCUGAAAGGCUAAAUACACUACUGUGGAGAAAUGUGUAGUGUACAUUUACAGCUGGGCAGAUUCAUAUGCUGAUUCAUCAGGAUGGAACCGUACAAAAGCGAUACAAAAGCGAAUGCAAUACUACUAGAGAUAUAUUAUUAAGAACUGGCGGACUGCUCUUGUCUAGACUGUGAAGGGAUCGAUGUUAUUAAAGACACCUCUUCUGAGAUGGCCGAGAAUUCGCAUCACGACCAGACCUGCGUUGUCAGAACAGGGUCUCGUGGUAUGACGACCGUCAACAAGGGAAACAAGGCCUUAAAGGUGAAAAGGGAGCCCGGGGAGAAUGGCACGAGCCUGACGGACGAGGAGCUGGUGACGAUGUCAGUGCGGGAGCUGAACCAGCACCUGCGCGGCCUGACCAAAGAGGAGAUCAUGCAGCUGAAGCAGCGGCGGCGCACGCUCAAAAACCGCGGCUACGCGGCCAGCUGCCGGGUCAAGCGGGUCACGCAGAAGGAGGAACUGGAGAAGCAGAAGGCGGAGCUACAGCAGGAAGUAGAGAAGCUGGCCUCGGAGAACGCCAGCAUGAAGGAGGAGCUCGAUGCCCUGCGCUCCAAAUACGAAGCCUUGCAGAACUUCGCCAGGACAGUCGCCCGCAGCCCCGUGGCCCCCUCCCGGGGACCCAUUGCCUCCGUCAUCGGGCCCCUCAUCCCCGGCAAAGUGGCCACCACCAGCGUCAUCACAAUAGUCAAGUCAAAAACAGGCGCCAGGUCUUAGUAUAUGGCAGGGCUUGAGGGCAGUGUUUGGGAGAACAAGGCUGGUCAGUGCAUCAUAAUUGAGCACAUAUUGUUUUUUUUUUUUUGUUUGUUUUUUUUUUUAAUUUUACACCACCCGUACAAACCUCCUUGUGGCAGUGGUUGAGUUCGGUGGGCUGGUUAGAGCUGGGGACUGGCAACUGCCUGGAUUAUUGAAGCCCAGCCACUGCCAUACUGUGCCACCCUGAGGCAGAUCCAUUCUCCUCCAGGCUUCCUGGUGUGUAAGCAGAUAACAUCAUGUGGCAUCUUGGCUGGGUUUAACAGAUUGGAAAUUAAAAUCUGAUCCAGCAAACCAUGCUGAAACCAGCACUGGAUUAGUAGAACUGAAAACAAAACAAAACAUCAACUGUAUUGAAGUUGUUUGUGGUUAGCAUGGGUCCAAAACGAUUGUAAUACUUUUUUUGUAAAUUUGUUAGCCCAGUGUCAUCGUCUUCUCUUCUUCUUCUUCUUCUUCUAAAAAAUCUUCAUGUUUUUCUAUUUUUGCAUGUCGGAACAAAUCUCAAUUUUGCAUACAGUGACUGUGUGAAACAUGGAGAGAACUGAAAAUAAUGUUGAUGCUUUUGUAAGCACAGCUGACCAUAGUUAUGCAAUUGGCUUAAAGUUCAAAGCAAUUCAAUCUAGUCUGUUUGAAGGAGGACUGAAGGUGAACCAAAACUUUUUUCAUUAUAUAUAUUUUUUUAAUAUAUAAAUGUGUGCCUAAUAUUUUGCACUGACCAAACAAAUUGCAAAAAAAAAAAAAAAAAAGCUGUAAGUGUUCACAUAUUUCAGCGUUGUACAGUAUCAGAACAGUGGUAGAGAUAUUAGUUGAUAUGACCAAUGUAUGUGAUUGGAUAGUCCUUUCUUUAGCCAAAAAAAAAAAAAAAACUAAAACAUUGUGCAUUUUUGUUCCCAUGCUGAGGUUGGGUGGUUUCAAGUUGUGAUAUAAGAAAUAUUGCAAAUGCAAUAGUGGAUUUAGGUUUGCUUCUGUUAUCUAAUUCCCCCAAACAUGAUACCCUGUUGAUCCGUCUAGAUAGGUUGGUGACAACCUACUUGGAUUCUCAGACAACAAUUUCCCCUUGCCCACUAUGGUGGGCAUAUCUUGGGACUGUUUUAUAUAUCAAACGUAUAUAAUAUGUUGGUACUGUCUUAAUCAUCACAACGAAAAGAAAUAAUUUUGCUGUAAAGCUGUUGUUUAUUAAUAGCUACACAAUUACUUCAAGAGACAGACCCAGUCACUUUCUAAAUGAGACAACUUUUUUAUUUUUUUUGUUUUUAAUUAAACGGGGGACUAGCUGACCACAUAAAUAGACAAAUUGUAUUCACACAAACUUUAUUAUAAAAAGUCGUUGUUGUUUCUGUAUUCAAAGGAUCUUUGUCCGCGUUCAAGUUGAUUUUUAUAAAUACAUAGAGCGUAUCUUGCAUUAUGUAUAAAAUGAAAAAAAAAACAAAAAAAACAAAAAAAAAACUUGUUUGAUAUCCUUUUUUGCAAUUGUACCAAAAGUGGCUUAUUAUUGAAGUCGAUAGCUUUUCCUAGUGGCUAGGCGCGUACCGUGAUGCAGCGUGACGUGAUGUUUAAGUGACAAGGUGACAGUAUUGUUCACUAUAUGGAUGUGAUGCUGUACUUCCUUUUUAUUACUUUGAUUACUUGUGAUGUAAACGGCACUUUAAAGCUUUCAGACCACCACCUCUUUGUGUUAGGAAUGCUUUCUUGUACUUUUUGGUCAGCUGGCAACACCCUAUAAUUAGUUGAUCAAUAGAAAUCAUCGGUUGGCCAGUGCAUCAACUGGUAAAUGUUCUGUUUGUGUAGAAGAAUUCCUUCUGUGAAACGGUCAGAUGGGAGAACCUUGAUGCCUGUCUACUAUUGCAGCUUCCUCCUCAUGUAAAAACAGGCCAGUUUCUCCAUUUUAUUCUUGGUUUGGUAUUGAAAGAUCGUUUCUGCUCACCGCGUGUUCACGCUUUAAUGAACCCCGAGGGUUUCUGCGUGCCUGUCGUGUGGUGUGUUGUGUGCGUUGACAUAGAAACAAGGAGAGGCUUAGCCUGAUCUUUAUAUAAGAGACACACUGUGGAAAUGCACACGUUUUUCCCAAAUAACUCGAAAUGGAGUGCAGCUUCCUAGGCAUUCGGGAAGCCUGCUCUUUAGAAUGUGUCUUCUGCUUCAUUAGCCAUUCCUGUUGAUCCUGAGAGCUGCUCAGCAUAAACGUGGGGGUCUGAAGGUGAAAAUAAUGUGCUGCUGUCUUUUGUUUUAAGUUAUUUUCGUGAUGUGUUUUAUUUGUUUGUUUUUUUUUGUAUAUUUUUCUGAUAUAUUUAAUGCAUAUUUUAAUGCCAGGGGUGUGCUACUCUUGUACUGAGUAAUACAUGGUUAGGACAGAAACUCGCUGCUCGCAGAUCCUAAGCUGCUGUCGUCUAAUAAAGGACCAGAAACUAAAGACAGCAAAGCCUGUUUUACACAUUCAGCCAGCCUUAGCUGCUGCUGAUUUACACGGGAAUUCUGCCUCAAAUUGAUAAAAAAAAAAAAAAAAUUCUUGCACUUAGUAAAAACAGUUGUUGUACAGGUAUUAAACUGAUUCAUAGAAAUAAUGUUUAGCCAGAAUAAUGUUACAGUACUGUAGUUGUGAAUAGUUGCCUUUGAACAACACAUUGCAUUGACUGGAGCCUUAAAUAUGUAUGGUUUAUUUAGGUAACACUUAAGUAGUUGUCAGUGCAUUGCAGCAAAACUAUUGUAGGCUUUUAUAAAGUUCUAAUCAAUUACAGCACUUGCAAGCAUUAAUACUAGUCAUUUUGCUACAGAGCUAUUAAUGAAUUCCAUGGAUAACUCUUUGUUUCAAUGGGCACUUUCUGUGUUUAUUAACUGCUAACUAGCUUACAAAUAUGCUGUGACAAUAUGAGAGAAAUGGGUUUAAAAGCUUUUUAAUGCAUUUUUUAAAGUACUUUUAUUAGUUUAGGAAAAUUUUACUAUAUAUUAUAUUUUACCGAACAACAUUUCUUAACAUGCUAAUAGUUAAGAGCUAAUAAACAAGCAGUGCCCAUUUAAAAAUAAAGCAUUCAUCAAAUUAAUAUGAACUUGAAUGGGAACAUCAAACUUUAACAUACUGUACUUCUACAGCUGAUCCAAGUUUUAUAAAGGGAAGAAUUUUUAAAAAGCAAAAAACCAAAUCCAGACUUGACUUGUUGGAGCUGUUACUCUGGUCCUGUGCAGGCGUUCAGUAGUAGGUUCGGGGAUAGAAUCGACAAACAUUCUUACCCUAAUUUUAAAAGUUAGUUAAAGGCCUAGUGUUUGCAGACUGCAAAAAAACCCCAAAAAUACAAAAACAAAAAAAACAUUUUUUUCAAAUUGUCUUCACAAACUAGCGACUGAGGUUAAAGCCUGUGGGUGCAACUCAUAUUGCCUCAUAUUAACCCGCAUGGCUGUAUACCGACACCACAGCCGUUGUCUAAUCAUAUCCACCCAUUUAAAAGUUUCUGUGAAAGUUUUUUGGUUAGGAAAAGGCAAGGCAAGAGUUUUUAUGAGUGCAAUUGCUCAGAAAAGAAAGCGAGCAAGCCUCCUUUACACCCAGCAGUUUGUGAACAGAUUUGUGAAUUCAACUGCAAGAAACUAAAAGAUGAUUCGCAGUGGAAAUUCAUUUUAAAUAUACUUAUUUUGUACUUCUAACCCUAGACCUUUCAGAACUGACUUGUUUGUCCGAAAAGCUACAGCUAUGGCCAAAAGUUUUGCAUCACCUAGAACUUUAGGAUUGAAAAAUAAUAAUAAUAAAAAAAACUAUGUGAACAUAAUUUAGAUAUUUCAUUUGAAUUCACAGAUACUUCAAAAUGAUAUUGCAAAAGUCUACCAGAAGCCAUAAUAGUAGUACAGUAUUUUGUCACAUUUUUCAUAAAGUAUAUGGAAAACUACAAAGCGCUAUGUAAUUCAAUAUGUUAAUGUAACAUUAUUCAGCAGGUUUAAUACGACUUUAUGAAGCAGAAUUAGUUAAUUGAAUAGGGUAAUGCAAAACAUUUAGCCAUAGCUGUACAAAACACUGGAAACCCUUCCCCUAAAGCAUUUCUUUAUUCUCUUGCAUAAGGACACCAGUUAAAAGUCGAUUUUCUUCCAUUAAUUCUGUGAAGGUGUUCUCCUGAUGUCUUUCCUAUUUCUCUGUGUUGCUUUGUUUCAGUGUGAACGUUCUCUCUCUUGCUGUGGAGAUUCUGUUGUGAUUCCCUCUGAACAAUGUGUAAAGGGUUGAAGUGCUUGCAGCAAGCGCUUUGUGUCUUUCGUGUUCUCUUCUGGAGACCGUGUUGCGUACAUGUGUACGUCGUGGUGACUGUUGUGAAAGUGAACCUUUUUAAAUAUGCAACGUAAUGGACUGCAGUGAGAGGCAAUAGCACUAAACUGUGGGUCGUCUUGUUGUGAAGUGACAAAGUAAAUAGUUUUAUACAGAGUGCUAUCUAUCUGUCAAUCGAUCCAUCUGUCUAUCGAUUUAUCUCUUUCUGUCUAUCUAUAUGAUUCUUAUUGGAUCUGUAAAUGCUGUGUUAACCUAACUGUUUCCUUCCUUCACAAGAUUUCAGAAUCCAUACAAUACAGACCAUUCAGCAAUAAAUGACUGCUAAUUGUAAAAUCUGUGUACUUCCAUGUGUACUUUUUCAGUUCUUGGUGUUACCCAGUUACCUUUUGUGAUCCCAAACGUGAUCUGACCUUGCAUACUAAUAAGUGCUUCCAGUUAGAUUUAUUUAUUUAUUUAUUAAA